UUUGAUUUCAUAAUUAUUUAUCAGUUUAUCUUAAAUUACUAAUUAGUCCGUUAUUGUAUGGUAUAGUUGUUUGUUCCAGAGUUCAAGCAAACUCUGUUUUAAAAUGGAAACAAAAAUAUCGAUAUUUGUUAUUUUACUUAUAUUAUGUUUAACAUUAACAAAUGCGAAAUACUUCGAAUCAUGUGCUUUAAAGGCAUGUGCUACAACAAAUUCCUCAAAAAUAAAUGUUCAUUUGAUUGCACAUUCCCACAAUGAUCUAGGUUGGCUAAAAACAGCUGAGGACUACUUUUAUGGAGAACACAAUGAUAUACAAAAUGGAGGCGCUCAAUAUGUUUUAGAUUCUGUUUUGCAAGCUCUAACGCAAAAUGAAGAUCGUAGAUUUAUACAAGCUGAGACAUUAUAUUUUUGGAAAUGGUGGCAAAUCCAACCUGAAAACAAGAGGCAGAUUUUCAAGAAUUUUGUAGACACUGGCAAAAUUGAAAUGGUUGGCGGAGGAUGGUCAGUGAAUGAUGAGGCUUGUGUAAACUAUCAGUCUACGAUUAAUCAGUUGACUUGGGGUCUUAGAAUACUUAAUGACACUUUGGGCGAAUGCGGUCGUCCCAAAAUUGGUUGGCAGAUCGGUACAUUCGGUCAUAGCAGAGAGCAGGCUUCCAUAUUUCAGCAAAUGGAUUACAACGGUAUUUUCUUUACUCAUAUUAGUGACGACAAAAGGGCCACUUUGAACAUAAGCCAUAAUCUUGAAUUUAUGUGGACCACCAACGAUAAUUUUGAGAAGAGCAAUAUUUUUACCAGUAUCAUGGGCAGCCCUUAUGCUCCAAGUGGUUUUUGUUGGGAUUAUGUACAAUGUAAUUCAGAUGGUAUUAACGAUGAUCCAGACAGUUUUGAUUAUAAUUUGGAUAAAAAGGUAGAUGAAUUUGCACAAAAUAUAGACCACUAUGCUAAAUAUUUCCGAACACAUAAUAUUCUAUAUCCCAUGGGAGGAGAUUUCCAGUAUCAAGCCGCUGAAAUCAAUUAUUUAAACAUUGACAAACUCAUAAAAGGAUUUCAGAAUCACCCCGUAUAUAAUCAAACCUACAACAUAUUUUAUUCGACGCCAUCUUGUUACGUAAAAGAAAUAGAGCAGUCCGGAGUUCUGUUGGAAGUUAUGAAAACGGAAGACUUCUUUCCAUAUAACGACAACCAGCACAGCUACUGGUCAGGACUGUACACAUCAAGGCCUGCCCUAAAGAAACUUGAACGAACUAGUAGUAAUAUUUUAAAGGCAGCCCAACAAAUCAAUUCAUUUGCCAAAAUGAGAAAAAUUAUAAAUGGAUCGAAAGCCGAAGAAAAUUUGAGGAGUCUCAGAGAGGCAGUUGCUACUGUACAACACCACAACGCUAUUACUGGUACACAAAAAGAACGAGUGGCACAGGAUUAUUCUAGAAUGCUAAGAGAUGCUAUAAAAACUAAUGAAGAAGGUGUUAGGAAUAUACUUAGAAAGCUACUUAAAGUGAAUGAAUCAGCUGAUGAUGUUAAAUUACCACUAGCAACAUGUCUCCUAACUAACGUAAGCAUUUGUGAACAUACGAUGAAGAGCAGAUCUUUGAUUGUUGUGUAUAACCCGUUGGCAAGACCUAUAGAUUAUUUCCUGAGGAUACCGGUAAAUAACGUUAACUACACACUUACUGGACCAGAAGGUUUUGUAGACUUUGACAUUGUAAGGCACAUGCAGUAUCCCAUAAAGUAUCCAUCAUCAAGUGAUUAUGAACUUGUAGCUGCUAUAAACAUCCCACCAAUGGGUCUAAAAGUUUACUAUCUAGAGAAAGUUAAUGAUAAAUCUGUAGCUAUAGAACCGCAGAAAGUUGAAAGUGAUCCAGUCUUUUUGAAAAGUGGGGGUUCUACUCUACGUUUUGAUCCCAUAACACGCACUCACAACGUAACGAUUAACAAUCGUACAGAAAAACUAACACAAGAAUUCUUGUUUUACCGAAGUAACAACGGUUCUGCAGAUGGAAUCAGUUCUGGAGCUUACGUCUUCAGACAAGUAGCUGGUAACCCACCGCUAAAUGUUUUAGAUAAGAAGUAUUAUGAAGUCCUCUAUAUCGAAGGCAAAGUGGUUCAAGAAAUUAUACAACGUGUCGGAAAAUACGUGACGCAAACCAUAAGACUUCACAGUGAAAAAGCCAAUGAAGAUAGUAUAGAUUAUGUUGAAUUCGAUUGGAUGAUAGGACCCUUAGAUAACAACACUGUAGAUAUUAAAAAUAAUGUCGGAAAAGAAAUUAUUGCGCAAUAUUCCUUGGAUGGUAUUAAGAACUAUUACUUUUAUACGGAUUCUAAUGGAAGACAAAUGCUUGAAAGAAAGAAUAUUAAUAUUUCGUAUACUGACUUGACUAAGGAAGCAUUCAGUUCCAACUAUUAUCCGGUUACAUCAUUUAUAGCACUUAAAGAUUAUAUGAAUAAUGUUAAGUGGUCUAUUUUAACAGAUCGGACACAGGGUGGAGCUAAUGUAAAAGUAGGAUAUCUGGAGUUGAUGCUUCACAGAAGAACUUUAGAAGAUGAUCACAAAGGUAUUGAGGAAGCGCUUCAGGAAAUGGAAUUUGGCAAAUAUGCUGUUACUCGUGGUUCCCAUUAUAUAACAAUGAGUUAUGUUAAUGAUUCAAAAGUUGAAAGAAUUUUAGCACUAAACAAGUUGUUGCAACCAUGGGUAUUAACAGCUGACGCUACAUCGGAUGAUCUGGCUCUUGAUAAACUACAGAAAAUUAUAAAAUUUCAGUGGAAUGGACUAACCAUUAAUGAAGGUAAAGGUUUACCCAACAAUAUUAAUAUUUUAAAUUUUGAACCAUGGAAAGAGGAUACAUAUCUCUUGAGACUGGAACACAUUUUGGCUAUUGGCGAAGAUAAAGAGCUCUCGGAAAAGGCUUCAGUAGAUUUAAAGAACUUGUUUGAUCCAUUCGUAAUUUCUUCCAUAUCUGAGUUAACUUUGGGAGCUAAUGAAUUCAUCGAUGACAAAGACAUUGAAGGCUGGAAUUAUACUAUAGUGCUGGAGCCAAUGGAAAUAAGAACUUUUCUGAUUACUCUAGAUCAAAACUAAUAGAUUUGUCUUAUAUGUACAGUUAUGCUAGAAAAAAUUUGUAAUACUUUUUUGGACUAAUAAUAAAGCCGCGAUCACAUAAUGUA
Messenger RNA from Diabrotica balteata, 3156 nucleotides. Lineage: Eukaryota; Metazoa; Arthropoda; Insecta; Coleoptera; Chrysomelidae. The record is from the annotation of a GenBank genome assembly.